Messenger RNA from Dimorphilus gyrociliatus, 1152 nucleotides. NCBI's taxonomy places the organism in Eukaryota, Metazoa, Annelida, Polychaeta, Dinophilidae. The record is from the annotation of a GenBank genome assembly.
UGAGCGGUUGUCCAUUUGUGAACUCUUCUAUCGCAGCGUCGGACAUCCAGAGAGUAUUUUUUACUUGCAUAAAAUCAUUAUGAAAUUAAACAAAGAAAUAGAAAGUACAAAACAAUCGACUGGCAAAGCUGGUAUUUUUAACAGACUAAAAAGUUGGUCUGGUAUUAAAGUAAGAAAGCUGUUUGGAAUACUCCGCCGAUCUAAAGACAAUAGUAUGAAAGAAAUUAUAGUUAUAAAAGCUAAUAAUGAACUUUACGAAAAGGAAUUGUCCAUUUUGAAAGAUAAUUUGGCACAAGUUAAUGCUGAAUUAUCCGAAUAUAAGAAGCAAGUUGAAAAGAAAGAGGAGACGGAAGAGUUAAAGAUAGUGCAACCCCCAACUGAUGUAAAAGAUGAUACGGAAGAAUUACUUAUGUCCGCAAUAGAAGAAGCUAUUCGAACAGUAGAGGAAAGUCGCAUAAUGAAUGAAUCAUUCUUUGAAAUAGAAACUUUAAAAAGUGAAGAAACUAUUGACAUGAUGGACAAUCUUCGAGUUACACUUGACUGUGAUAUAGAGGAAAAAGCACAUCAAUUAUUAAUUGACUUGAUCAAAGUAACAAAAUUAAAUCAUACAGAUGAGCUAAUUCAAAACGUAGUUGAAAUAUUUAAGGAUGCCCGACAAAAGAUUGUUAAAUCAUUUGAACUUCGAAUCGAGGAAAUUACAGAAGCUUUACUAACACAAAGAAACAAAAUGGAAAUGACUGAGAGGCGUUUUCGUAUCUCCUCGACUAAAACAGUUAGCACUCUAAAAAAUACUCGUAGAAAAACGGAGAUGAUACUAGCUGAGAAAUAAUAUGGUGCCAUUCAAUAGAUAAAUGCGUGCAUUUUAUUUAUACUUCGCAGUUUAGUCUUCCCGCUAAAUACUAAUUAUAAAAAAAAGAAUGGAUUCUCAUUAAUUGUUUAAAUUCUAAUUCUACUAAAUUUUCAAUUUUUAGUCUACUCUCUUAUUUUUAUUACAUCAUUUUUAUAAUGAAAACGAUCAAAAUUGAAGCUCUAAGCUGCGGAGGAUGAGAUACUUCAAUGUACCAUUUGGAAAGAUUAAUUAUUUACAAAUUAUUACCAUUAUCGUAUAGCUUAUAGUAUUUUUUCAAGAUUUUUGUACAUUUAUUAUUUUAC